Messenger RNA from Mesorhabditis spiculigera, 567 nucleotides. The record is from the annotation of a GenBank genome assembly. NCBI's taxonomy places the organism in Eukaryota, Metazoa, Nematoda, Chromadorea, Rhabditida, Rhabditidae.
AUGCUGGUUGUGUUGGGCUUGGCAUUUUUGACGCUGUCGGCUUAUCGUGCUGUACUUGUGAUGCCUAUUGGACCAUAUGCAAAUACCUUACAAAAUGAUGAGAUCGAUAAUUGUACUUUGGAUUGUCUGAACAGUACCGAUUUUUGUGUGGGGUUUUAUAUUGAGACUGAUACCUGCGAAUUAGUAACCAAUCGUAGCGACGACAGGAUGAAUUUCUACCUCUACGAUCGCAGCGACCGAUCCACACUUGCAUGCCCUGAUGGGAGUGUUCAGGGGCAGGUCGCCAAUGAUGGGAACUGGAACGAAUGGGGCGCGUUCAGCACUUGUUCGGCGAGCUGCGGCAUGAACGGGAUUUACCAGCGGACGAGGACUUGCCCUACAGAACCUCAGCGACGAGGCUACGGUUGCGUCGGCAACGCGUUGGACAUCGAAGCAUGUCCGGAUGAAUUGUGUUAUUUUCCUGCCAUUCCCUGUCAUGAAAAUUAUCGAAAGUGGCUGGACAAAUUGAAGACGAAGGACUACACUUGUCAACUCAUACCCGGGGCCGUCGAUCCGCGACUAGAGCAA